Molecule: messenger RNA, 6521 nt
Organism: Platichthys flesus (European flounder)
Lineage: Eukaryota; Metazoa; Chordata; Actinopteri; Pleuronectiformes; Pleuronectidae
Gene: grm3
Product: glutamate receptor, metabotropic 3
Exons: 13
Coding region: 411-3089 (892 amino acids)
Biological process (GO): regulation of synaptic transmission, glutamatergic; G protein-coupled glutamate receptor signaling pathway
Cellular component (GO): membrane
Molecular function (GO): group II metabotropic glutamate receptor activity
Source: RefSeq, a predicted model, not a curated record
CGCACACACAGGGAGCAGGGGCGCCCAUCCUCUCUCCCUCUCAGUGCGACUCCUCCGAGGGAUCAGGAGUAGACUAAGUCAAACUUCAUGCAGUUUGAGAUUUGUGCGCAACCUCCGAAGCCUCCGAGUCGCCGAAGGUGUCUGUGGUGAUGUUGCCAUGUGCCAGCUGCCAUCUGCCCUUUUCCUUCUUUAUUCAGGACUGAUGUCCAGAUGGUGUGCCCCUCCAUGUGCCGCCCACUUCAGCUCUCCCUGACUUUUUCAUGGGCCACGAACCGACCCAAGCAUUCACGGCCACUUGAUUUAACCCGACCAGUCACUGCACUCCUCACCCUCAACCCCCCGCCCCUGACCUUCACCCUCUGCCCCUCCGUUCCACUCAAGUAUCAGUCCUAACCCUGCCUCAGCCCAAAAUGGUGGCCCGCAUUCCCGCUCUGGUCUUGGUCAUGAUGUGUCGGGGCGUGCUGCUCUCCGUCGGAGACCCGCCUCCUCCUCGCCGAGAGAUCCGCAUCGAGGGCGACCUGGUGCUCGGCGGCUUGUUCCCCGUGCACGAAAAAGGGGGCGGCAUGGAGGAGUGUGGCCGCGUGAAUGAGGACAGAGGGAUUCAGAGAUUGGAGGCCAUGCUGUUCGCCAUCGACAGAAUCAAUAUGGACCCGUCUUUGCUGCCUGGCAUCUCCCUCGGUGUACACAUCCUGGACACUUGCUCCAGAGACACCUACGCACUGGAGCAGGCUCUGGAGUUUGUGAGAGCCUCCCUCACCAAGGUGGACGACACCGAGUUCAUCUGUCCCGACGGAUCGUACGCUCUGCAGGACGACAGCCCACUCGCGAUCGCCGGCGUCAUAGGAGGAUCCUUCAGCAGCGUCUCCAUACAGGUUGCCAAUCUUCUCAGGCUCUUCCAGAUCCCUCAGAUAAGCUACGCGUCGACGAGCGCCAAGCUCAGCGAUAAAUCCCGCUAUGAUUACUUCGCCCGCACCGUGCCCCCUGACUUCUAUCAGGCCAAGGCCAUGGCAGAGAUCCUGCGGUUCUUCAACUGGACAUACGUGUCCACCGUGGCGUCGGAGGGGGAUUACGGUGAAACGGGUAUAGAGGCCUUCGAGCAAGAGGCCCGCAUGAGGAACAUCUGUAUCGCCACUUCAGAGAAGGUGGGGCGUUCAAACGCCAAGAAGUCCUAUGAAGCUGUGAUCCGUCAGCUCCUCCAGAAGCCGAAUGCCCGAGUGGCCGUUCUCUUCCUGCGCAGCGACGAUGCCAGAGAGCUGCUGGCAGCUGCUGCCCGGCUGAACACCUCCUUCAUCUGGGUGGCCAGCGAUGGCUGGGGUGCGCAGGAAAGCAUUGUCAAGGGAAACGAGGGCGCCGCUGAAGGGGCCAUCACACUUGAGCUGUCAGCCAAUCCCGUGCCAGAAUUCAACCGCUACUUCCUCAGCUUGGACCCGGUCAAGAACCACCGUAAUCCCUGGUUCAGGGAAUUCUGGGAGCAGCGGUUCCAGUGCUCUCUAGGUGGCGGUGGAGCAGGAGUAGGUGGCGGUGUUGGACUCGGGGAGACGCAUCUUCUCCCCCCGUGUGACAAGGAUUUGUCCAUUGAUAAGAACAACUUUGAACCCGAGUCAAAGAUCAUGUUUGUGGUGAACGCGGUGUACGCUAUGGCUCUUGCCCUUCACAACAUGCAGAGGAGUCUUUGCUUCAACACCACCAAGCUGUGCGACAGCAUGAAGGCCUUGGACGGGCGAAGGCUCUACAGGGAAUUCAUCCUCAACGUCAGCUUCGCAGCCCCUUUCUCUCCGCCGGGCAUCGAGACAGCGGUGAAGUUUGAUUCCCAGGGGGACGGCAUGGGCCGAUACAACAUCUUCAGCUACCAGCGCUCCGGCGAGCGUUAUACUUACAUGCCAGUGGGCGAAUGGGCAGAGACUCUGACACUGAGCGGUGAUCUCAUCCACUGGCCAAGAGAAGUGGUGCCCACCUCGCAGUGCAGCGACCCCUGCGAACGUAAUGAGAUGAAGAAAAUGCAGGCAGGUGAGUACUGCUGCUGGAUCUGCACGGCCUGUGAGCCUCAUGAAUACCUGGCUGAUGAGUUCACCUGCUCGCCCUGCGCUCCCGGCCAGUGGCCCACUGACGAUCUGGCAUCCUGUUAUGACCUUCCUGAGGACUACAUAAUGUGGGAAGACGCCUGGGCCAUCGGUCCAAUUACUAUUGCUUGUGUAGGGUUCAUGUGCACCGGCAUGGUGUUCUGGGUGUUUGUCCGACACAACAACACGCCACUGGUGAAAGCUUCGGGCAGGGAGCUUUGUUACAUCCUCCUCUCUGGAGUCUUCUUGUCGUACGCCAUGACUUUCCUCUUCUUGGCCAAACCCUCUCCCGCCAUCUGUGCCCUGCGUCGCCUCGGCCUGGGCACAUCCUUUGCUGUCUGCUACUCAGCCCUCCUCACCAAAACCAACAGAAUUGCCAGGAUUUUCAAUGGCGUCAAAGACGGAGCGGGCGCGGUGAGGCCACGCUUCAUCAGCCCGUCGUCUCAGGUGUUCAUCUGUCUGAGUCUAAUCUCCGUCCAGUUGGUGAUGGUCACAGUGUGGCUGCUGCUGGAGGUUCCUGGGACACGGCGCUUCACAUUGCCUGAGCGACGGCAAACUGUCAUCCUCAAGUGUAAUGUCCGUGACUCCAGUAUGCUGCUGUCACUGGGAUAUGACGUGCUCCUGGUCAUCCUGUGUACUGUGUAUGCCUUCAAGACCAGGAAGUGCCCAGAGAACUUCAAUGAAGCCAAGUUUAUUGGGUUCACCAUGUACACUACCUGUAUCAUAUGGCUGGCCUUUCUUCCCAUCUUUUAUGUUACAUCAAGCGACUACAGGGUCCAGACCACCACGAUGUGUAUCUCCGUCAGCCUGAGUGGCUUCGUGGUCCUGGGCUGUAUGUUUGCACCGAAGGUCCAUAUCAUCAUGUUCCAGCCCCAGAAGAAUGUGACCAGCCACAGGCUUAACCUCAAUCGCUUCAGUGUCAGCGGUGCAGCCACCACAUACGCAUCUCACGCUCCUGUCAGUGCCCACUUCGUCCCCACCGUGUGCAACGGGAGAGAAAUCGUCGACUCCACCACUUCCUCCCUGUGACCACGUACAGUCCACUCUCCGAAUCUGCCCCUGCGACUGUUAGCCAAUCCACGAACAUCGUCCCCUCCAGCCUUUCUUCCCCCACCUCCCACACACACACACACUCUACACACUGCAUACACAAAAAAAGGCAUAUGUACACAUGAACACAAAUACACACACAGACACACACACACACACAAACAAACAACCUUCCUUGUGGACUAGAACUGUAUUGUUUCACAAAUGUAGAAAGUGUGUAAGUACAAUUAAAUUAUUUUCUAGGGAUGUACAUACAUGGAAUCGACAUUGUUGUAAGUAGAGAAACAAAAGAACAAAAAAAGUUUUUAGGAGGAAAUUUUUGGAGCCUUUGUUUUUGAUAGCUUUGUUAUGAUGCUGUGUAAAUAGACAUGCACUUCAUCAUGGUAGGAGGGGGUGUGUCCCUCGGUCUGGACGCACAUUCGUGGCUCUGCUUGCCUCACCUGCAAUACCCCACUGACUUUUUAUUCUCAUGCUUUUUUGUAGGUCUCAUUGUAAUAAUUCGUAUGCAUUUCUAUUUGUGUAACUUUACAUUUGUAUAUUAUACUACUGAUGGUUCGAACAGCACAAUGUUGACAGUCCUGUAACCCUAGAGUGAAUGUGCACACAAGCUGAAACUGGAUAGAGAAUGACGCCUGCAACGAAAACAUGUCCCCCCCCCAAAAAAAUACUUCCAACCCAAUCGACAUACUGUUCCAGAACCCGAUUUUUAGUUUGAGAAUUUGCCUUUUUCACAUCUAGAUAUAUAUACGAUUUCCAUCCUAGAUCUGUGUAAAGAACUCAUUGUGGAUGUUUUUGCAGGAAAGUAGGUUUGGCUUUUUGAUACAAAUGUCAUUUGUUUUCUAUUUCUGAUCAUGGAAUCCCUUUAUCUAAAUGGCCAUAGUUCCAGACAUGUGUUCACCAAAGCAACGCCCAUGUGUGUUUCGGUAAUGGAUCACAAUCGAGUGAGUCAAACAGUAAUGGAAGGAUGAAACCGGCUGCUUUGCUGAACACAUGUCGCCUUUUUCCGCCUACAGGGGAAUGGUAGCUUCUGUUUUUUGUGCCCCACAGAUAUGGUGAUGUUUUGAAUAUGGCUAUGUGCCUUAAUGUAUCUUGAUAGCGCUCCAGGCAGAGGUUGUAGGACCUCAGUUUUACAUUGCCAGCUGCAAAUCCUGAGUUUGGCAAUUUGUAAAAGUGACCUCAGUAUUAGAGUUUGUGUGUCAGGGCAACGCUUAGUUAGUUUUAUCCCCUAUAUCUCAAGCCUUCUGCCAUUGAUUGUUUACCUGAAGUGUUAAAACGGGGACUUCAGUUCAGAUGACAUUCUCUGCCCAACCUUCUCUCUCCAGCGUGAGAUUAAAAAAAAAGAAAACAGACCCCACCAUCGCAGCGACUUUACGUUUUUACAGCUUAGCGGCUCCAAGAAAAGAAGGAAGGGGGGAAGAGAAGCUCAUACCCCAUUAAGAUGAAGUCACUGACUUGUUGACGUACUGAAGUGUGCAGUUUACAUGCCUGUGUUAAAUGUGUUGACGUUGAGAGGCACAGCGGAGCAGCUGGCCCCGGCGGUCCCAGAGAGCCUCGCAGGAGGAAGCAGAGCACACAGUGUCAGCUGCCGGCACAUCCCAGCUAACAAAAGGAUGCCAGAGCAGAAUUCAAAUGCAUAACAUACUAACACUGAUCAAAACACCUUCAUCAAUCAAACUCCGCGUUUGUGGCUGGAAAUGUGACAGACUCGCUUAUGAGGUGUGUGUGUGGGGGGAGGGGGGGGGGCAAAGGCAUACACGAACAAAGUUGUUUUAAAGAAAAUCUAAAUAGCCUAAAUUAGGGAACUAAUUUACUUUUACAGCAUAUUUAAUUUUACGGUUUGGCCUCACGCAGGAAUUUAUUGCAUCUAGGGUGGUAGUAAAUUAUUGUUAAAGCUGAUCUUAAAUGAUGACAUACUAUAAUAUGCUGUCGAAAAUAAAGUGUGACUGUUAAACUUGAUAUUUCUAACAAAAAAAAAAAACGUGAUCAGAAUCACUUCUUUGCUUCCCCGUGACGAGUGCUUUUUUAAAAAUUCAUGUUCGUGCAAUAGGCAGAAGAAGAACUGUUGAACACUCGGCUCCUGACCCAUCUCCACCUUUGCACAGCCGGACUCCCAGCAACACCCUGUGAUUAUCACGCUGAAUGAUUGAUUGAGAGGUUUUUUAGCGGAUGCACCAAAGACGAGCCGACCUACAUCGGGGCUCGUGCGUUCGGUGCAGAGAGCAGGGAGAUAGAGCGAGCGAUGUGGCAGAGCUGCUGCUGCUGCUGCUGCUGCUGGAUUAUGCAAAGCACUCCCACAGCCCAGAAGUCACAUCGCUUCUGUGGAAGCUCAAAGCAUCUCAGAGAUUCAGCCUUUGUUAGCAGAAGGCUCAGCCAUUCACUCAGUGGUCCUGCUCCCACAAGAUACACCCCGCAUGGCAGGUUGCUACGGACAACCACCGCCACAUCCGCUGCUGGAAUGUGUGUUUGUCUGCACGGAGGGGAGGAGGGGUGAGGAGAGGGCGAAAGAAGAAGAAGAAGAAGAAGAAGAAGAAGCGGAAUAUAAAGAGGUGCUGCUGGUUCUGAUUCAAAUUGGCAGUGAAUGGUGAGAUUUGGCUCGGUCCGGCCCAGCACUCUACUCCCGGCUUUUAAUGGCCACACAAAUAGAGCACUUAACCCCGAUUCUGUCCUCGCUCGGUCCAGGGCCUAGUCUCGGACAACAGUCUCACACUCUUCCUCUGACCCUCGCCUUCUCAGUCCGUCUCAAACCUUUAGCCCCCCCCCCCCCCCCCCCAGCCAUCUUUGUCCGCCUCAUCUCCCCUCUGUGUGUGUGAAACUUGCUGCCGAGUCGCUCUCAGCCAGGACCACCUAUAGCCGUGCCAACAGAUUGGUUGCCCGCACUCGCACUGAAGCGCUCAGAUCCGCGAGGCCACUCCAUCACAUGCCAGCGAGUCGGCCUUGAGGAGGGUGGAAGAAGGGAUGUAGGGAAAGAGGCUCUGCAAAAAAUCUGCAAAGGAAAAUAAAUAUAUAACCUUGCUCACUGCAAUUACAGCAUCAUAUCAUGCACCCACUAGCUCUAUCUGCAGGCUUCCUUAAUUGGAUUUACUCAUGAAUCUCCCUUUCAACCAGCAAAACAUCGACUGCGGACAUUGUUCCUCUAUUCACCCGCUGCCAAACUGCCAUGUGCUCUACAAAGGUCUCUGUGCUGUAGCCCCCCCCCCCCCCUCGCUAUAUAACAGAAUGUGUCCUCGGCCUCUGGGGCCUCAAAAUGAGACAAGACCUCUGCGGCGAAAGGGAGCUGGGGCCGAGCUGAACUCUGGAACUGGCGAGACACAAAGCAAUUGUCCCGUGUUUACGAUUACGUGCAAUAACGAGGCUGUGAUGACAUCAUAAUAAAUAACAACAAGCAAACAGCGUGGUGUGGUCUGCUCGUCC